Oppia nitens is the source of this 3456-nucleotide messenger RNA. Its product is annotated as inhibitor of nuclear factor kappa-B kinase subunit alpha-like. The coding region runs from base 292 to 3456 and encodes 1054 amino acids. Gene Ontology annotation, biological process: peptidyl-serine phosphorylation; positive regulation of transcription by RNA polymerase II; tumor necrosis factor-mediated signaling pathway. Gene Ontology annotation, cellular component: cytoplasm; IkappaB kinase complex. The transcript is spliced from 9 exons. The record is from RefSeq and is a predicted model, not a curated record. Lineage: Eukaryota; Metazoa; Arthropoda; Arachnida; Sarcoptiformes; Oppiidae. Gene Ontology annotation, molecular function: ATP binding; IkappaB kinase activity.
AAACAUAGACAUUGAGUGACAAAACCAAACAUUGAGCUAAUGUUUCAAUGAAUCACACGUUUCACUCAUUGAUGACAACAAACGGUGUUUUUUGACAAUUAGUGGACAUUUCAAACAAACAAUUGAUUGUCAAAACACGUGUUAUUUAUUGUCUAAUAUUGUUAUUUGUAAUCAAAACAAACAUUUAGUAGUUUUGCAUUCAAUAGUCGACACAAUGCUAUAAAUCAUAUGAUUUUACUAUACAAUUGAUAUCUCAUAUAUUGAUAACCACUUGCUAUCAAAUUGUGACAAAUGGGUGAUUCAGACGUUAUAAUCGAGAAGUGGAGGAGAGAGCAGAUACUCGGCUCCGGAGGGUUUGGUGUCGUCAGUCUGUGGACUAACACUGAGACCAAUGAAAAGAUUGCACUCAAACAGUGCCGAUGGAGUGAUACAAACGCUGGGAUGACUGCCAAACAUAAGGAGCGCUGGAAACAAGAGGUUGAUAUAAUGCAACGGUUGAACUGUCCUAAUGUUGUCCGUGCAGUGACUGUCCCGACUGUAUUAGACUUACCGAAAUCGGAACUCCCGAUACUCGGAAUGGAGUUCUGUAGCGGAGGUGAUCUGAGACGUGUGCUCAACAAACCGGCCAAUUGUUGUGGACUCAAUCAACUAGAAGUCAGACAAAUUCUGCGACAGGUGUCGACAGCCAUUGAAUAUCUUCAUUCGUUACGAAUUAUUCACAGAGACUUAAAGCCUGAGAAUGUAGUUCUUCAGCCACAGACUGAUGGGUCAAUACUUUAUAAGCUGAUAGACUUGGGUUACGCUAAAGAGUUGGAUCAAUCAAGUCUUUGUUCAUCAUUUGUUGGGACUCUUCAGUAUUUGGCUCCCGAAUUGUUUCUUAGCAAACAGUAUUCUUCAGCAGUCGAUAACUGGAGUUUCGGACUCUUAGCCCAUGAGAUUAUAGUCGGUCGAAGACCAUUCCUUCCGAAUUACAGUCCCGCUCAGUGGAUACCAAUUGUAUCCAAGAAGUCAUCGACCGAUAUCUGUGCCAAUGUUGACGCCAAAGGCAAUGUCACCUUUUCUAAAGAGAUUUCCCAAUACAACCAGAUUUGUUCAUCACUUAAAUUUAUUUUAGAAAAUUAUCUUCGGAUGGUUCUGGAAUGGGAACCAAAGAAAAGAGGUGGCAAAGAAGCCUUUCAAAUGUUAGCACAAAUUCUUAAUAAAUAUAUUGUUGAGGUAUUUGUCGUCAAUACUCUCGAGUAUUAUUCAUAUGAGAUAACAGAAGAGACGCGUCUACUUGAUCUUCAAUUGCUUAUCGAUUCCAAUACUUCAAUCAAUUGCAAUAAUCAAAGAUUAAUUUUACCGAAAGGACUCAUACCUCAGGAAAAUAUUGGAAAACAAAUUAUAGAUAAUUGGUAUAAACGAGGAGAGACUGAAAAUAUAGACAUUCAGCCGAUCUCUAUAUUAUUAUUUGACAAAUCAAAAGUACCCGAAUAUAACAGUUAUUCUGCGUGUGUUAUUCCUCAGUCCAUUGAAGAAAUUAUGUUAAACCCGACGGGACUGAUGCCAUACGAGGAACAGAAGAAUGCUUGGCGUCACGCCAUUUGGGUGGCACAACAGGCGACCAAAAAGUAUCGGACAUUACACGAGGGUUUUAAAAGUUUUUUGAUGACUUGUCUCAGUUCCCAAAAUGCAAUGCAAAAGUUAAGCCAAAAAGUUAACAUUGAGUUUAAUAAACUCUAUGCUAUUACACAGUUCUUUAAGAAUUCAAUUAAAAUGAAUUUAGAGAAUUGCGAAAAGUGUGCGAAUAUCUCAUCCUUACCACUGUUGCGGUCAUCUAAAGAAGCUCUUAUAGAGUUAAGUGAAGCCUAUGCUAUGUCUGAAACAAUAAACAGUUUGUUUGCAAAAUCACAUUUAAUUGUAACCAAAGUUAUUGAUGCCCAAAGAAAUCCACAAUUUAAUGCAUUUAUUAAAUCGAAACCAAUAGACGAAUCAAUUUAUACAAUCUAUGAGUCGAUACUCUUUACUUUUGAUCAAUUGAGGAAAAGAUCGAAAGAGGAAAGGAAUAAAAAGUCAGACAAUGAAGUUAUGGUAAAACUUCUUUGCGAAUGUUUCCAAACUGAAGAAAAAUUAAUGAAAGAUAUUUACUCUAAUAUAAGAAAAAUAAUUGAUAUUUUGCGUCAAAUCGAAAGCCAUGAAAGAGAUUUACAAUUGAUUUUGAAAUCAGUCUCACAAUCGACACAUAAAUUAAAUCUAUUGCAACUUAAAGUUCAAAACGAUUUGUGGUCUUAUAUUAAUUCAGAAGUAAAAAACAAACCUUUAAAUAAUAACAUUAAUUGUAAUUCAAUUGGAAAUUCAAGUGAAGAAUUAGUCAAAGAAAAUGAAAGACUUAUGAAAUCAAUUGAGACAAUCAUUUCACGUAUGAAUUCAUUUGAUGGCAAUGACUCUUCUGAUGAUUCAUUUGUUCAUUUUCCAUUGAAUAUAUCUGUUAACAAUACAACUAUUGGUGAUAAUACCGAAUCGUUUUAUUUGUUUUGUCUGACAAUAGUCUUCAUAUGGUUCUCAUUUGGUUUACUAAUCAUGUAUUCAUUUUAUAAAUAUGUUAGUAAAAGAUGGUCUAAAAAGUCUUCAAUUUUAGCAAAUGUCUAUAUAAUAACCAUUGUUGGAGUCAAUCCAUCGAUAACUUAUGAUUACGACUAUACGUCUAUACGUUUAGAUAUAAAUGAUAAAAAUAAUCGAUUAAUUGUAUCACUAAUAAUGAGACCCAUUUGGACUUUUUAUGCGAUACAACCAAAACCCGAUCCUAUAUAUCGCAACAAUUUAGAGAAACAAAUAAAGAUCAACAGUUUGUCCCGUCAGAUACCACUCAUAGGUGUUUUUAAAUUAAUUACAGACAAAAAAUUGAAUAAAAUAAAGUCAAUGACUUUGGGACACGACUGUCCUCACAUCGACGCAUCUCUUCUGAUCCGAUGCAUUGAAGUAACAAAUAUUAAGUCAUUAGUGUCACACACUUAUCCAUUGAAUGCAUAUAUCAAACAUAUGUCUCGAUCGACAACUUUUACAUUUAACACAUCAAAUGUCAACUUAGAGUUUGAAGAAUCGCAAGAUAUACCACCAGAAAUAUCACCAGAAGGAUUGAAACAAAAAGGUUAUGAAAUGAUAGCUUUUGAGUCAAAGUCAUUACAAAUUAAAAACCUUAGAAAUACAUCAUUUUGGGCAUCAAUUUGGCUGAAAGAAGCUCUUAAACAACAUAAUGGUCUCGAAAGAGCAAUACUUUGUGAUGUUUAUGAUUUGUCUGAUUCACCGAAAGGACAAAUUGCUACAAACUUUGUUAAGAACACAACUAAACUAUUCGGUGAAGAAAAUGCUAAAACUAAUACUUCGGUUACUUUUGCCGCAAGAAUUAUUCAACAAAAAGGAAUGGCUUUAAGUGUAUCACAAUAUGGCAGACAUAAGAAAGACAAACAUCAAGAAUAA